GGAGCACAGCGCGCGCGUGCGAGCCGCCAGCCGGCUGCAUGGCGCGCUGCGAGCGGCUGCGCGGCGCGGCCCUGCGCGACGUGCUGGGCCAGACGCAGGGAGUCUUGUUCGACUGCGACGGGGUGCUGUGGAACGGCGAGCGCACCGUGCCGGGCGCCCCUGAGCUGCUGCAGCGGCUGGCGCGGGCCGGCAAGAACACGCUGUUCGUGAGCAACAACAGCCGGCGCGCGCGGCCCGAGCUGGCGCUGCGCUUUGCCCGCCUGGGCUUCGCGGGGCUGCGCGCCGAGCAGCUCUUCAGCUCCGCGCUGUGUGCCGCGCGCCUCCUGCGCCAGCGUUUGUCGGGGCCUCCCGACGCACCGGGCGCCGUGUUCGUGCUGGGCGGCGAGGGGCUGCGCGCCGAGCUCCGUGCCGCGGGGCUGCGCCUGGCGGGGGACCCCGGCGAGACCCCGCGCGUGCGCGCCGUGCUCGUAGGCUACGACGAGCAUUUUUCCUUCGCCAGGUUGACCGAAGCGUGCGCGCACCUGCGCGACCCCGACUGCCUGCUCGUGGCCACCGAUCGCGACCCUUGGCACCCACUCAGCGACGGAAGCCGGACCCCCGGUACCGGAAGCCUGGCUGCUGCGGUGGAGACAGCCUCGGGACGCCAGGCCCUGGUGGUGGGCAAGCCCAGCCCUUACAUGUUCCAGUGCAUCACGGAAGACUUCAGUGUGGACCCUGCCCGCACACUGAUGGUGGGGGACCGCCUGGAGACCGACAUACUCUUCGGCCACCGCUGUGGCAUGACCACCGUGCUCACGCUCACGGGCGUCUCAAGCCUCGAAGAAGCCCAGGCUUACCUGGCGUCGGGCCAGCAUGACCUUGUGCCUCACUACUAUGUGGAGAGCAUUGCGGACUUGAUGGAGGGGCUGGAGGACUGAGCCCACCUCCCCCGUUCCCUGAUCCCAUAGAUGGAGGCUACAGACCGUGAGUCAUACUCAGUACCAUGAGCUCUCUGGCACGGGUGUCUGUACCCCAGCGAAGGGGGCUGGGAUCCAGGAAGGUUUGUGGGCUCUCACACCCCUCCCAGCCGUGGCUGGACACUCUGCUCUUCAGAAGCUGUCCCCCCACAUCUUGAAGGUUUACCCUGGCCUGACCCCACCAGGCAGCCUUAUUUCCUUCCUGUCCACCUCCCCCUUUGGGCCCCAAAGCCAAAUGAAGGGUUUUUCCAACCUUGAGUACCUAAGCUCCUUCCAUUCUCUGGGACUCCAGUGCUCUGUCCCUAGGUCCUUGUCGGCCAAUCGGAGGUCUCGGGGACUUCAGCUGGGUCCUGGCCUGAACGGGCCUAUGGAAGGGGAGCUGCUGCUACCUGGCCUGUUAGUGUCUCCGAGCGGGCCUUCAGUGGACCAAGUAGGAGCUUAAAGGAUGCCUUGCAUAUCCUGGAGCCCCAGAGCACCAGUCAGAGGCUAAGUGUCCAUCAGGACAGCAAGUAACAGUCCACUGGCCUCUUAAAUCCCAAAUAGAACAAUCUACAAGUCCAAGAGACUUGUGGCCCUUUGACAAUCCUGGCCUGACUGGAUCUGCCCAGGGACCAGGUCCUGGCAGCGCAGGGUGAUGAAUGCCCGUACAGAUAGCACUGAGGAGGCUGAGGUAAGAGGAUUGCUUGAGUCUGUGUGACCUGGGUUGCAGUCAGCCCUCAGGUCAGACAGAGUCAACCUCGAAGUCACCCCCUCCACACACUGCUGAGUGGGACCCCUCUGUGACCCUGGGUGUUAUGGAGAGGUUCCCACUCCCACUUUAGUACCGUCCGGUGUUGAUGGCCUUUUCAUCUUGGAGGGGCCUCAUGUGCCCACCUGCAGUCAGUGUUCGCGGAGCGGCCUCUCCACCCGCCCAUCCCUAGCUAUUUAUUUGUUUAUUUAUUGUGUGCCAGUGAAAGUGGGGGCCAGGCGGGAACUUCCUACCCCCUCCACCUGUGGUAACCAGUCUUUGAACUUAAUAAAAUGUGAAUGGAAGUG
Apodemus sylvaticus (European woodmouse) is the source of this 1991-nucleotide messenger RNA. RefSeq names its product pyridoxal phosphatase (gene Pdxp). The transcript has 2 exons. Lineage: Eukaryota; Metazoa; Chordata; Mammalia; Rodentia; Muridae. Gene Ontology annotation, cellular component: cytoplasm. The coding region runs from base 39 to 917 and encodes 292 amino acids. Gene Ontology annotation, molecular function: pyridoxal phosphatase activity. The record is from RefSeq and is a predicted model, not a curated record.